Messenger RNA from Volvox carteri f. nagariensis, 732 nucleotides. RefSeq lists its product as uncharacterized. The transcript is spliced from 5 exons. NCBI's taxonomy places the organism in Eukaryota, Viridiplantae, Chlorophyta, Chlorophyceae, Chlamydomonadales, Volvocaceae. The record is from RefSeq and is a predicted model, not a curated record. Bases 1 to 732 code for a protein of 243 amino acids.
AUGACCCGACUUGCAGCGUCCAGCAGCCCCCACCGGGCCAUGACCAGCCGCCUGGUGCUGCUGGCGGUGGUGGCCGUACUGUGCCUGAUGGCACCGCAGGCGAGUGCGCAAGUCGGCACCACGCGUGAUGGACACGACAAACCGAAGCCGCCGUCCCCCAAGCCGCCGUCCCCCAAGCCGCCGUCCCCCAAGCCGCCGUCCCCCAAGCCGCCGUCCCCCAAGCCGCCGUCCCCCAAGCCGCCGUCGCCCAAGCCGCCGUCGCCCAAGCCGCCGUCGCCCAAGCCGCCGUCGCCCAAGCCGCCGUCGCCCAAGCCGCCGUCGCCCAAGCCGCCGUCGCCCAAGCCGCCGUCGCCCAAGCCGCCGAGUCAGCCAUUGGCCCCUCAAAAAGCCAAAGUUAUUGAAAAGGUCAAAGUCAAAGGCAAAGCCAAAGGCAAGAAGUUCCUCAAGUCCAAGAAGUUGGAGUACAUCAUUUCAGGCUCGAAGGUUGGAUACAAGGAAGCGGACGAGUUUUGCAAGUCCGAGGGCUACAUUCUGGUGUCAUUGGCCAACGAGGGGAUUUCAGAAACCGCCUACUCGAUCUGCUAUCUCGACGGAAAGAGCUGCUGGCUGUGGGACGAGAAGCCUGGCUCGUGUCCAUACCUAGACGCAUCGGGCGACGGAGACACCUAUGUGGACGACUGCAAGGCCAAGAAUUACGCGCUCUGCUUCGGAUUUAAGAAGGGAAUACCUUAA